AUUUCUUAACUUGUGGUCAACUCAGAAAGAAGAAGCUCCUGCUGGGGGAGUACUGGGGACGGUGCCUGCGAGGAGAAGUGUCCGCUGCUCAAGAGGAUCCUUCAUCCGUGUUCCCACUCCACACUGGGGACGCCACACUCCCUGGGGACAUGGGUCCUGCUCUCCUGCUGCUCACCGCAGCUGGCAUCUGGCACGGCUCAGCAUCCCCAGUGAUCAGUCCUGACCUCCCUGCUCUGGUUGUCAACACGGGUGAUCCAGUCACCUUGCACUGCUCAGGAGAGUCCAAAGUUGAAUGGAAAAGCCGAAAGGAUACGUUCAGCAACCACACCAGCAGCACACUCAGUAUUCCCAAGGCCACUUACAGGGAUACGGGCACCUAUAAGUGUGCUUAUCUCAACAGCAGUGACAAGGGCAUUGCAACCGUGCAUCUGUUUGUGCGAGAUCCAAAUAAUGUGUGGUACGUCCCAACCUUCAGGACCUUUGUGACCCAAGGUGGUAAUGCUGAGCUCCCUUGUCUCAUCACGGCGCCUGAGUACGGAUCCAGCGUGACACUGAUAAUGGAUGGCGCCUCUCGUCUCUCACCCGGGACAAACUAUUCUUUCAGUACUGAGAAAGGAAUAACACUAUACAAUGUGCAAAGCAAGCAGAAGGGCUAUUACCGAUGCCAAGCAAUGAUAAACGGAAAAACAGAGAAGUCAUCAAGAAUAAGACUGAUUGUGGAAGAAGCAUGGGAGAAGCCUGUGUCGGUCAUGAUGGACCCGAUAGACCAUGUGCGAAUUGUCGGUGAAACUUUCGAAGUCACGUGUAGAGUAAUUGCUCCUUCCCAUAAGUAUGACAUCAGAUGGGUGACAGCAGCAAAGAGCGUCAGGAGAACUAAAAAGCUUAGCUUUGAAAAUGAGAACUAUUUAAUCAGUGACAUCCUGUCUGUUCCGUCGGUGACCAUGGAAGAUACUGGGACGUACACUUGUAUAGCUAACAAUUCAGCAGGAUUCAGGAAUGCCUCCACGAUGCUUCAGGUAGUAGAGAGAGGUUUUGUGUUCCUGACGCCAGUGCCAGCCACCAGCCAGGAGGUCGCUGUUGGGGAGAGUCUGAAGCUGCAGGUCCACAUUGAGGCUUACCCAAAACUUCUCCACUGGGGCUGGGAGCACACGAACCCAUUGAAGAACUCUGGGAGUACCACAUUCAAGGGCCAAAUGAUUUCUGGAAACAACUGGUAUAACAACACGCUCUUCCUGAACCGCCUGCAGGAAGGAGAGGGAGGUCUCUAUACGUUUUAUGCCCUCAACAAUGAGACCAGUGCAUCAGUUACCUUCAGUAUCUCUGUGAAAUCUCCUCCAAGGGUCUGCAAAAUCAAGGUGCCAGCCAAUGACUCCAGCAUCCUUCAGUGCAUGGCCAUCGGCUACCCUGCCCCACGCAUCGAGUGGUACCAGUGCCCCAUCCACUCUGACAGAUACAACGAGGAGUAUAGGCUGCUACUGAAUGACUCCAGUCCCCAGGUGAUGAAUGUAUUGCCCUUCCAAGAGGUGGAGGUGGAGAGCACUGUCCCAUUUCAGGAGCUGGGUGCCAACUUCACCUUCUGCUGCCUGGCCAUUAACCGAGAGGGGAACUCUUCUGACAUGCUUCACUCACUCACCAUCACAAGAAGUAUCAUGGCCCCGCCAAACAAGCUCUUCAGCCCCAUUCUCUCCACCUGCAUAGGCACAUCGGUCCUACUGCUCCUCCUACUCCUCUUCCUCCUCUACAAGUACAACCAGAAACCCAAGUACCAGGUGCGGUGGAAGAUCAUCGAGGCCUGUGAAGGGAAUAACUACAUCUUCAUUGAUCCCACUCAGCUGCCAUACAAUGAAAAAUGGGAGUUUCCCAGGAAUAACCUCCAGUUUGGAAAAACUCUUGGAGCAGGCGCCUUUGGAAAAGUGGUAGAAGCCACUGCUUUUGGGCUGGGCAAAGAAGAUUCGGUCCUCAAAGUGGCUGUGAAGAUGCUAAAGUCAUCGGCAGACACAGAUGAGCAGGAGGCUCUCAUGUCUGAGCUGAAGAUCAUGAGUCACUUGGGACACCACGAGAAUAUUGUGAACCUGCUGGGAGCAUGUACCUAUGGAGGCCCAAUCCUUGUUAUCACUGAGUAUUGUCGCUAUGGAGAUCUGCUGAAUUUCUUGCGGAAGAAGGCUGAAUCCAUAAUUAUUCAGGAUUCUGCCCUGGACACCUCUUUAGAUAGCACUGCUGAUUACAAAAACAUUGACCUAGAGAAGAAAUACAUCCGCAGUGACAGUGGCUUUUCAAGCCAGGGUUUGGAAACAUAUGUUGAAAUGAAGCCUGUGUCAUCAUCAUCAUCUUCAGCAUCAUCAGAUUCUGUGCAAGCCAGGGUGAAAAGCUCAGAAGAAGAACACGAAACCAGGGAGGACCUCCGUCCCCUCAAUCUCUCUGAUCUGCUACAGUUCUCCAGCCAGGUGGCCCAGGGCAUGGCAUUCCUUGCAUCCAAGAACUGCAUCCACCGUGACUUAGCAGCCAGGAACGUGCUCGUAUCAGAUGGACGGGUAGCCAAGAUCUGCGACUUUGGCCUGGCCCGUGAUAUCAUGAACGAUUCAAACUAUGUUGUGAAAGGCAACGCCCGCCUGCCUGUGAAAUGGAUGGCCCCAGAGAGCAUCUUCAACUGCAUCUACACAGUGCAGAGCGACGUAUGGUCUUAUGGCAUCCUGCUCUGGGAGAUCUUCUCCCUUGGUAAAAGUCCAUAUCCUGGCAUGGUGGUGAACAGCAAGUUCUACAGCAUGGUGAAGCAGGGGUACCAGAUGGCCAGGCCCGACUUCGCUCCCUUAGAAAUGUACAGCAUCAUGCAGGCAUGCUGGAGCCUGGAGCCCACACAGAGGCCCACCUUCGAUCAGAUCGGCUGCUUCAUUCAGAAGGAGCUGGAGGUGCAUAAGGAGCAGGACUACACCAACCUCCCCUCCCCUGCCGAGGAAGACAGUGGCUGUGAUACCUCCGGCUGCUGCGAGGAGACCUGCGAGCAAGAGGAGAGUGGCCAGCCCCUUCUCAAGAGCAACAACUAUCAGUUCUGUUAGCUGGUACCAUCGCCCAGGGCGGAUCCCCAUCCUCCUGGCUCUGCAGACCACAGAGUUCUGCUCUGCUCAAGGACACAGGUGCCUCCUGCUUUGGCUCUUCCCUCUGUGCUUUCUGAACUAUGAGUGUUACCAACUCCUUCACUGAAAAGAUAGCGCUGGAGUGACUCAACACCAAGACUCACCAUGGGGUCCUUAAAGUCUUAUCUCAAGCAUAGCAUAGAGCUGUUGGGACUCCCCCUCUGUGAGGUACACAGGUCCUUGUCACCUGCCCACUCACCUCCCGGAGGAUGCUGUGCAGGGGUUUGGUUUUUUGUAGUUUUUUUUUAAAUACAAGUUGCAGCCAAGUAAGACAUUUCCAAAAAUGACUCACGUGCCUUGAACAAAGUCCUGAACCUGCAACUGCUCCACAUGCCAGCAGCAGCCCUCUUUCUUGGUGGUCCCGCUCUAUUCCCUUUGCAGAGUGAAUGUUUAGAUAUAGGUAAAGCCUUCACUUAGCAUUAAAUACGCAUUAACCUUUACAUUUCCUCAUGCAAUCUAUCUCUCUGCAGCUGAUACUUCUGCAGGGAUUGUUUGAGAGAAGACAACCCCAGGGUUAUGUGAACUUGUGCCCCAGUGACAGGACAGAGGGGCAGUUGUUUCUCAGGUAAAAUACAGAUGUAACCAGUGUUCUUCCAUGUGAAUGCUGCACACAAUCCCAAUCCAGGAAAGAAUGGCAGCUCAAACAGAUCUGGAGACGAUCAACGUGACACAUACCCUAUAAACCUUUUGAAUUAUUAAAAAUGUAGCAGUCACUGCCUUUGUCACAAUUAGAGAUAUGCUCUUGUACAUAUUUUCCUGAGUGUAUUUUAAUAGAACAGCUGAGGUAAUUAUUUUUCAUAAGCUAGGGCCUAAUGCCCUUAAACUUAUUUCUCACCUAGCUCUUGGUGAGGGUUACUAAUGCCACAGCCACCUCGUCCUGUGUAGCUACCAGAAGCAGCUAAUGAACCUUCUUGGCUUCACCUGACGGGGUGGGUGAGGGAUCAGUAUUCCAGGUACAAACACUGACAGGACUCAGGCAAACUACAGUGAGACAGAGUGACUGUGGGGCAGGUGGCCUUUGUCACACUGUGAACAAUUACACUGUGGGCCACUUCUGAUUAUAUUAAACCCAGUUUUAUCCUAACACCAAGUGAUUCAUUCCUCCUUACUAAACAAAUUGCUAAUAUAUUUCUAUCUGUCAGCAUUAUAAAGAAUAAAAGUAAGAUGUUUAACAAAACAAGUCUCUUCCAGGGCUUUAAGGACUGUUCUCAGAGGGGAACAGAUCAGAGCAAGGGUGAUGCACUGGCGCAUCCUCACACCUUGCAGCUCUGGUCCAGUUCCUCAGACAUACUUACUACCAGCUCUCAGAAGCAUUCAAUCUUGUAUAAUGAAAAAAAACAUUAAAAGCAAGGUUUUAAAGCA
This is a messenger RNA of Columba livia (rock pigeon), 4493 nucleotides long. RefSeq names its product colony stimulating factor 1 receptor (gene CSF1R). Gene Ontology annotation, biological process: cytokine-mediated signaling pathway; cell surface receptor protein tyrosine kinase signaling pathway; osteoclast differentiation. The transcript is spliced from 21 exons. The record is from RefSeq and is a predicted model, not a curated record. NCBI's taxonomy places the organism in Eukaryota, Metazoa, Chordata, Aves, Columbiformes, Columbidae. Gene Ontology annotation, cellular component: signaling receptor complex; CSF1-CSF1R complex; plasma membrane. Gene Ontology annotation, molecular function: ATP binding; growth factor binding; macrophage colony-stimulating factor receptor activity. The coding region runs from base 150 to 3053 and encodes 967 amino acids.